This is a messenger RNA of Penicillium olsonii, 4245 nucleotides long. Lineage: Eukaryota; Fungi; Ascomycota; Eurotiomycetes; Eurotiales; Aspergillaceae. The record is from the annotation of a GenBank genome assembly.
AUGGCGACAAAUAAUGCAUACCCGAUCUCAUCCAAUUCGCGAUCGAAAUUGAAUGCUUUUCGCUACAAAGACGACCAGGCCCCGGAUAAUACUGCCUCGGAUGGCGCAGCGAGAUCAAUCCAUGACACCGCAAAGAACCAUCAACCCGGGCCCAAAGGCGUGGUAGAGCCGAUGCAGAAGUCGCACAAUGGGGGCAAACCCCCGAGCUGUGAUCCCCAGCUACCGGAGACAAAGCUCAAUAAAGAAUGCCCCCAGACCCCCGGAAACAGGAUUCCUUUGGCCGACUUGAUCAGCAAUGCCGAAGAUUCAUUCGAUCCUGCCCCAGGGCCCGAGGUUACACCUGUUGAGCAUGUUAUAUGGCAACAUGUGCCCGCCAGUUCGGAUCCAUCAUCCCAGACACCAGCAGGUCGUCGAAAGAAGCGACGACACAGCUCCUCCCCCGCCGGAUCCCCCUCGAAUGGGAAAACAAAAAAGGGCCAAAAAGAGCCUCUGGAUUUACAAACAAUGCAUGCGCUUUUCAAGACUCCACAGCAUGAUCUGGCUGCGGACUUGUGGAACAACUAUAUAGAUAAGAACAUGGCUGAGGGCACAGACGACCUUCCCCCUCCCCGGCUUGCGAAUCUCCUCUCAUCCUCUCCUCAAACACCAGCCUCUGCCAGAACCAGCCGAGAAUCUUCGGGUUUGAGGCGUGCCAUAAGUUGCAACACUGAGUUUCCCACCUCGCGGACAAAAAGACGGCGAGUCAAUAGACUUGAUCCCGGAAGCUUCCCAAGGACUAAUAGCAAUGUCGAAGCUGGGAAGCCGAAGACUUCAAGGAUAAAUUAUCUCAUGGAGAAGAUCGAGAAAAGCAUACACCUGACUCCCGUUGAAAUGGGCCCGCCAGGUUCUUCGCCUCUGCGCCAGCAGAUCGAUGCACGAAGGUGUCGCUCUUCCUCUCCCACCAAGGACCACAGGCUUGUUGGAAUUGAUGAAGACCCAGCGGAGAGAAAUGGCACAUUGCCAAAUGAGGUUACAGAACCUGUGCGAAUGCCGGUCCUUGAUGAAUCGUCCUCGGAAUUCGGAGGUGAUGACUUAGAUCAGGACCUCAUGGAUUUGGCCGAUGCAUCCGCGGAUCCCUUUGUUGAAGCGCCACGAACAGUCCCUGGGACAGCGCCCCUCAAACCCGUCGGCGGGGGUGUUGCUGCAGCAGAGAAACCUCCUCCGUGGUAUCCUCCGAAGAAUCCAGUACCGGGCAACAAAUCUUGCACCACUCUUGACCCGACGAUUAAUGAGCCAAAUCACGAUGAAUCCGAUGAGUUUGAUGACGAUUAUGAUGACCUACCCGGCAACCUGGAGGAGCUUCUCGCCCAGUGUGACCAGAAGCCCCAAUCGGCGAAUGAUUCGAACCCACCCACAAAUCCACCACCCAUCAAGGGAUCCACAACCGUGGAUGUCACUGCCAAAGGUACCGCCACUGGGGCAGACCCAGUCGCGCCAUGCACGAAGACUGGAAUGGCAUCGUCAGAUGAUGAAUUCGAUGACGACUUUGACCUGGAGGCCAUUGAAGAGACUAUGAAACAAGCGGGUGAAGGAAAACCGGCUUACAGCUCCAAGGGUCGGCAAGCUAUCAAACGUUAUCAAAUCGUCGAAGUUAUGGAGAGCACAUAUGUUACUCUCAAAGGUCGUACUCAGCCAGAGCAGGUAUUAUUAGUUGAAGAUGAGAAAGCCCGGGAUCGGAGGGUUGUUUCUUUGCGUGAGUCGUGGGCCGACACUCCCUGCACCAAAGAGUCCUUCAUCCACCUAGUUGGUGAAUUUGACAGUAACGGUCAAUGUAUUGUCGACAAUGCCAACAAUAUGAUCAUUCUUCACCCUGAUCAUCUCAUAUCCGCUACCGUCGUGGCGGAUUCAACAGACUGCCAACGACGAGCCGUCCUCCAAGAUCGAGUGAAGGUCAUCGCAGCACUGGAAAGACCACAAGCGUUCGGGAUUUUCUUUCAUGAAGUCUUUCAAGAAGCCUUGAAGGCGAACACAUGGGACAUGGAUUCAAUCAAAUCAUUGGUCGAGAACAUCAUGUCACAACACGUCGAAGAGUUGUACUCGAUCCAAAUGAGCAUACCUGAAGCCGUUGAUUACAUUAUGAGCAGAAUUCCAGCGGUCCUUGACUGGGCUGAUACAUUCCUUCACGUGAAACCACAGGCCAAAUCGGUGGUUGAAGAUCGGAAUAGUUCUAAGCUCAAUCUUAGCAUCAGCAAACUUCUCGAGGUAGAGGAGCAUAUUUGGAGCCCGAUGUAUGGAUUGAAAGGCAACAUCGAUGCCACCGUGCAAGUCACUUGCCGCGAAGGCGAAGAGGUGAAAACGUUGGUUGUUCCGCUAGAACUGAAAACUGGGCGACGCGAUACGAACCAGGCCCAUAGGGCUCAGACAGCUCUCUACACACUGCUCAUGUCGGACCGAUACGAUGUUGAUGUCAAAUUCGGACUCCUUUACUACCUUGAGCUGACAAAGACCCUGAGCAUUCGUGGCAUUCGACAUGAACUCCUCCAAAUGAUCCAAGUGCGAAACAACCUGUCCGGCUACAUUCGUGAGAGGGAACAGCUACCUCCAAUGCUGAAGAAGCCGCGUGUAUGCACCCGGUGCUAUGCAAAGACACCUUGCCUCAUCUACCACAAGCUCGCCGAGGAAGGCGAUGGGGAGACAAGUGGACUUGGGGACGAAUUUGACACAUCAGUCGGCCAUCUGAACGACCGGGCUCGAGACUUCUUCCAAAAAUGGGAUCGACUUCUCACCAAAGAGGAAGGAAACUUGAUCAAGUUCCGACGAGAGCUGUGGACACUUUUAAGCAGCGAGCGAGAAGCACUUGGCAGAUGCUUCGGCGAUGUCGUCCUUGAUCCAAGAGCCAUGCACGAGGAGCAGACCGGAACGAAGAUCAAUCGUUACCACUAUACCUUUGUUAAGCGAGAUGCGCCUGCAGGCUUCUCUUUUACCGACUCACAGAUCUCUCUCGGUGAACCCAUUGUCGUGUCCGAUGAAAAGGGCCACUUUGCUCUCGCCAAUGGAUACGUUGUGCACAGUAGUACAUCACACAUCAAGGUCGCCGUGGAUCGCAAACUUCACAAUGCAAGAUCAAGGACGGUAGGCUUCGAUGCCGCCACUAACCAAUCCUUCAGGGGUAUCAUGGAGGUCAGCAAAGGGGAGCCUGCGGCUUUGGAAGACCCUGGUGAACAACUUGUAUACCGAAUCGACAAAGACGAGUUUAGCAAUGGCAUGGCUAUUGUUCGAAACAAUCUGAUCUGCAUGAUGGAUAAGGAUCUCUUCCAAGCCAGACAAUUACGACGACUCAUCAUCGAAGGGGAAGCACCUGCCUUCAACGCAACCUCGACUGCUUAUACCAUCUCCGACAAAAUGAGCCUCAAUGUUGAUCAGAAAAAAGCAAUUGACAAAGUGAUGAGUGCCAAAGACUAUGCCCUUGUUCUUGGAAUGCCAGGGACUGGAAAAACAACCACCAUUGCUCAAAUCAUCCGGGCUCUGGUCGCACAGGGGAAGAGCGUGCUUCUUACAUCUUACACACACACCGCGGUCGACAAUAUCCUGUUGAAGAUUCGGAAUGACAAUAUCCAUGUCCUACGUAUUGGUGCGGCAUCCAAAAUCCACCCUGAUGUACAGGACUUCGCCGAUCUUGCUGCAAAUCCCAAGUCGACCAUCGAAGAGCUCAAAAAUUCCUACGAAAAGCCCCAGGUUGUAGCGACCACCUGCCUGGGAGUUAACCACAACAUCUUCAAUCACCGAAUCUUCGAUUGCUGUAUUGUCGACGAAGCCUCGCAGAUUACACUUCCGGUCUGCUUGGGUCCCAUUCGCAUGGCAAGGACUUUCAUCCUGGUCGGUGAUCACUUCCAACUGCCACCGCUUGUACAAAACAAAACAGCACAGGAAGGUGGACUAGAUGUCAGUCUCUUCAAAUUGCUUUCGGAUUCGCAGCCAGAUUCGGUCGUCAAUCUAGAACAUCAAUACCGCAUGUGUGAAGAUAUCAUGUUACUUUCGAAUCAUUUGAUUUACUCGGGUCGUCUCAAAUGCGGCACCCCACAAGUCGCAGCCAGUUCGUUGGUUCUGCCUAACAUUAAUGCUCUCGAAGAGUACCAUGUCGCGGACAAGAGCUACACAUCGUCUCAGCGUGAGGCUUGUCCGGGCGACCCAAGCAGUCCCUGCUGGCUGCGCGAUUUGUUGGAACCAUCUGCGAAAACGCUCUUGCGCAAGGAAACCGUGUCGUGA